AAAUGACUUCUAUAAAAUUCCUAUAAAUUUUCUACAAAAUUAAAUUUUCAGUGUUUUUUUCCAAGUUAUUCUCUAAUUUUCUAAACACAAUUAUAUUUCAAUUGUUGCAUUGUAAAUGAAAAAUCAAGUUCCGUUAUGUUUGGCAAUAACAACACAAAUCAUAUGCGCCCAGUUCUGUAUUACGAUGACAUAAAUCCGCAUUCGCGUGCAGUGUUAAUGAUCCUGAAUAUGUUGGACGUCGACAUUGAGCUGAGAGCAAUCGAAAUGAUCCGAGGCGAACAUAUGAUGCCUGCAUACGGGAAAAUCAAUCCGGCACACACCGUCCCCACCAUGGUGCACAAUGAUCUCGUCAUCACCGACAAUGCGAUAUUCUCUUACGUCUGUCAAAAUCAUGACAACGAGAAGGCAAAAGAACUGAUUGCCUUUAGCUGCUCCAAAGGACACUGUCAUGUCUUGUCCAGACUAUUCUUUGAGAGCCAGGUAUUGCAUCGAAUCCAUGGGCAAUUGAUGACAGAUUUAGUGCGAAAAACUAUUUACGAAACAGAUGUUGAUUAUCAUCGGAAGAAAGUCGAACAGGCGUAUGAUGUGAUGGAGCGAUAUUUGACGGACGGUCCGUAUAUGGCAGGAUGUAUGUUAACUGCUGCUGAUAUUUCAUUUGUCGCUUGCCUUGGUGCCUUGGACAUAGUCUUUCCCAUUGACGCAGAUCGCAAUAGAUGGGCUAAGUUGAACGACUGGUUCGGGCGCAUGCGCGCACUGUCAGUACAAAAAAUUAAUAUAAAUGGAAUUGAGAAGCAACGUCAGAUAGUAGAAUAUUUUGCCAAAUAUCAAUUCACAUCAGGUCUAAGGCAUUUCACGACUGGAGUACGCGAGUCGCUUAGUCCACAAUUCCCUUUAAGGCACUUGCGUUGCAAUAUUGGUGUACAAACAACGGAGCCAGUAGACGAAGACACCUUAGAAGCAGAUCUUGUUGUGAUGAAGAGCGCAGGUGGUAAUACAACAACAAAUGAUGUGUUAUUAAAGGGAAUUCCAUACUACACGGGGUUCUUAAUAGAAACAAACUCGCCGCCAGAUGUGGCAGUUGAAAGUAUAGAAAGUGACACUCCUCAAGAUGCACCGUUACAAGCUUCCGCGACGCUACCUAAAGCGCAAUUAGUAGACAAUUACUUCGUGUCACAAUCAAUUGCCAAUACUCCACUACAAGUUGAAAAAUCGAGUGAUUUGGCAUACAAGGAGAAACCGCCAGUGCCGCCAAAGAAGAAAAGAGAUAUGGCAAUUCUUAUGACAUCAAUAGAAUCAGUAAACCCGCAGGACGCGGACAAUAUGAUAAUCGAUCAAUCUUGCGCGUGUGAAGAGCCAGAAAGAGUCUAUGAAGAGAAACUGAAAAAUUCAAACAGCAAAGACAAAUGCGGCGUUAUUUCUAAAACAAGCAAUUUGAGCCGUUUAGAUGGUGGCAUCGAUCCCACAGUUGCUUCAGAAAUGCCGCCAGAAAAUGAGAUUCCAGUACCACCUGUUAAAGCUUAUCUACCAAUACCAGUAAAUAAUUCAGCGGAAAUAAGCAAAGAUCCCAGAACAACUCCAGCCAAAUCAACAACUGCGCCAGAUUCAUUGAAAACGAGCACCGAAAGCCAGGCCCAACCAUCAAAAAUACCUUUAUUACCACCACGUUUGCUAAUUAAUUGUCCACAAGUGGCUUUGCAAUAUGCGCGCAGUUCGAAUGCGCCUGCCGUAGCGGUGACUGCACCGCCACCGAGCCCCGAGAACUCCUCACAAGAUGAACAAAUCGACUUUGAAUUUCCACAGCCACCAUCUGAGGUGCUAAUACAGCACCCAUGCACACGUGGCAAAGUGGCGCGAGCACCGAAGCUGGCCGACACUAACAAAGUCAGUGCGGUGGGUAAACCUUUAAUUGGUGUACAAUCAGCAUUAGGCAACUCGAAGUCCACAAAGGAAUCGGUGGCAAGGAUUAUAGAAAAAAAACCGAGUAUGUUAAAGUCUCCAAAAGCAAGAAAAGUAGUCGGCAGCGAGCCAAAAGAGCCCAAACUUGUUCGAAAAACGAAUAAGGGUUUGUUGUUAGCUAGCGGCACGAGAUCGACCUGUUCUAAUUUCUCGCAAUCAUCACUGCAGAAGGAUAAGGCCAAAAAAGUGCAGAAACCCUUGAAUGAGUCAAAUCCAAUGCAAAAGUUGAUUCCAGCCAUGGCGAACAGUUCGCCUACAAAAGCUCAAGCCAUGAAAAAACGGAAACUGGAAAGAUGUUCAGGCGUAAAAAUAGUUGAAAGUUUGGCUUCUACUAAGGAUGCGGUUCAAAAAGCAAGCGGCCGCUGGCUUACCUGCAGUGCCACAAAGGUAAUAAAUGCAAAGGGUGCGGAAAAAAAGCGCAAAGCUGAAGGUGGUGGGCAAUGGAUUUCUGAAGAAAAAGAACCAUCAACAGCAAAAGUUGUUGAUACAAAGACGAAAUUUUUGGACGCUAAAUCAAAGGAGUCUACAGGUGCUGAUGUGAAGUCUAAAACUGUUACUGAAAGUAAGGUAAACCAUACAAUUGAAGCGGCAAGUGCUAAACAUCUGCGGCUUAGCACAUCAACAGCAGAGAACACGAGUCUCAAAAUCUUAGUGAAGACUGUUAAAAAAGAUGUGAAGCCCGCAAAUCUACGGUUGAUCACGAAAAAUAAAUCGAAGAUCUACCCCACUAAGUUUUUGGCGUUGAAUCAAACGAGUUCCCACAAAAACCAGUCUAAGAUGGAACUAGGAAAGAGGGCAGUCGCGAAAAAUAAGAAUAAAUGCGGUUCGAGGGCAACUAGCGAAGAAAUUCUAAGCAGCGCACAACCUCCAUUGCUUGAAACCACUUGCGCCUCCUCGGUUCCAGAGCUCGAAUGUGUUGAAGAACAGAGUACAUUGGAGCAAAAUAGGGAAACUGAUACGUCUAUGCUAAUAAACGUCACACCAGCUACUGCCGCGGAAAAAACACUAUCAUCACCGCCAGUAAGCACAGAUAGCUCCAUAUUGCCAGCGAUAAUUGAAACAGUAAAUACCUACGAAACUGCAAUAAUGGCACGGACGAGCAGUUCAAAACACGUGAAUUCCUUCACUGUCAAAGAAGCGCCAGUGACAGUAGAAUUGGCUGCCAAGGCACCACCGACACUGACAGUUAAUAAUAUUAUACAAAUAUCACCGCCACAGCCUCCUCCACUUCCGCCACCGCCUGUGCCUUUCCAUUACAAACAAAAACAACCAACAGCGCCGCCAAACAUAUCAACAAACGACGCCCUACCCCAGGCGGGUACUGUCGCAAAGGUGCUGCAGUCUUUAAGCACAGUGGGCACGGAAGAAGUGAAUUCCAUUUGCAGUACGACUAAAUCCGUCAAGAAUGCUGGACUUAAGAUGAAAAAUGUAGGAGAGGCAACAAUACCCAAGAUGAAGAAUGCAGCGCACAAAGAAAAUAUUACCCGCAACAUCGAGGAAACAGUUGUUGCGCGACCGUUGGCUGAAAUACUGACGGCGAUAGCACAGCUUAAGAAUAGGAAGAUGGUAGAGCGCACAAAUCCAACUGAAUUGAUAAACGAAACUCAGCAAUCGUUCACAAAAACAAAAGAUUUGUCAGAUAAGCGGGGAAACAUGGCGCAAGCGGCAGGGGAGCAGGCAAAAGCAACCAUUACGAAGGAAACGAUAGAUACAGUCGAGCUGGAUUGCAAAGCAACAGCGGUGGCAGCGUUAGACGAGUUCAAUAAACCAGCAGGGGAAAAGCUGGUGCGCCUGGAAGAGGAUAAAAAGUUAGCUGAAAUAGAGACUGAGCACAUUUCAAGAGCUGAUACUCAGUCACCGUUGAUAGAAGUAGAGCCGACCGAAGUAUUGGACGUGAGAGCUGAGUCCAUCCCAGUAUUAGAGCCAGCAAAGAGAGUCCCAAAUUCGUUCAUAUCAGAGACGCAUGUAUUGAAAAAGUCCCCAAUGUUCGACGCUUGCCCCACCAAUACCACCACAAAUUUAUCUGAAAGUGCACCUAAAUCAACACAAGCAGCCCACAAUAGUCCAGCUAAAUCAACACAGAUUAACCGCAAUAUUACACAGAGAAACUUGGUAAGUGGAGGCAGUGUGACUUUGCCACCAACACCACUACCAACGCAACCAAAUAUAAUAAGUACUGGGUAUGCACGCGCCGAGACGUAUACCGUUGCACCAUUGUUUGCCCGCACAGGACAUGCGCUCGGCAAUAUUAUUGCACCCAAUCUACGCAGACACUCGACUGGACCAUGUUCUCAUGGGCCUUCAGGAAAUGUGCCCAUGCCACCAGAGCAGCUAAUACCUGUUGAACGCAAAUGUUUUGUACCUCCACCGCCACCAAUGCCACGACCAUUGUUCCAGUCAUCGACAAAAAUGGCAGCAACGACGCAUAAGUCGAGACCACAUCUUAAAUCUGGAUUUGUGAUGUCAGUCCGUGUGCUUAGUCCGCGCAUACGUGAGGAUAGACCCUAUCCGACAACGCAUGGAAGUCGUAGCCAGCGUGGGGAUGAGCGAAAAUCAAAGGCAGGGGACGAGUUAUGUGAUUAGCGGCGUGGAGGUUCUAAUAGUAUUGCUGAUAAUAACACAUUUUUAUGUACUCACAAACAUAAAUUUAGUAAAAAAAAGAUAUUAAACAUUUGCUUUACAGUUUUUUA
This is a messenger RNA of Anastrepha ludens (Mexican fruit fly), 4646 nucleotides long. RefSeq lists its product as uncharacterized. The transcript is spliced from 3 exons. Gene Ontology annotation, molecular function: glutathione transferase activity. NCBI's taxonomy places the organism in Eukaryota, Metazoa, Arthropoda, Insecta, Diptera, Tephritidae. Gene Ontology annotation, biological process: glutathione metabolic process. The coding region runs from base 136 to 4539 and encodes 1467 amino acids. The record is from RefSeq and is a predicted model, not a curated record.